Tarenaya hassleriana is the source of this 600-nucleotide messenger RNA. RefSeq lists its product as uncharacterized. The transcript is spliced from 5 exons. Bases 1 to 600 code for a protein of 199 amino acids. NCBI's taxonomy places the organism in Eukaryota, Viridiplantae, Streptophyta, Magnoliopsida, Brassicales, Cleomaceae. The record is from RefSeq and is a predicted model, not a curated record.
AUGGAUCAAGGAACAGGUAUCGGAGUAGGUAAACCAAAAAGACCCAAGGGUCGGAACCAAAUCAAGCAGACACACAAAGCAGAUAAAGAACGAAUUGGAGUUGAACAAACUAGCAAUGGAGAGCACGAUUUCACUCAUAUCCAAAAUGGGGAAUUUGGUGAUAACUCGAAACUUACAAGAGAUUGGAGAAAAAUAUGUGGACUUCUAGACGUUGCUGUUGAGGAACAAGAAGGAGAUACAUGCUGGGCUGUAGUAUUAUCCCUACUCCUAGAAGCCUUGGUGAAUAAAGGAAAAUCACCACAGCUACGUUUGAGGUUCGACACCAAGCAAUUCAUUGAGGACUGUAGAGCUAAAGAUAGUGAUAGGAUUGGCCGUAUAAGAACGGGCGCAAAGUAUAUCCGCGCAACGGGGUUACCUAAAAAAGACGUGAGGUCUGGGGCGUCAAAGCACAUGGUGAAGAGGCAUCUUCUUGUUAAAGAAGAUGCUAACGGAGAUUUCAUCAAACAACUAUUGGAGAAAGGGCCGGUGGCAUUGAUUCUCAGUGUGAGCCGAGAAUUCGAGGAUCUUAAAACGAAGUAUGAACAAGAAAGAAUCGGGUAG